AUGGUAAGAAGCCCGAGCCCUGAGGGAUCCCCCUCUGACGCAGUUCAGGCCCCCAAAUUGUCCAAAAGCGCUAAACAAGACUUGAUUCUGACUCACCUGCGCGCCACUGGAACCUGUCACACGCUCAAGGAUCUGGAGAAAACACUCCCCGCCGUAGCCUCCAUCCCCGCCAUCCAGGUCAAGGAGUACAUCCAAGCACUCACCGAUGAGGGUCAAGUGCGUGUGGAAAAGAUCGGCAGUGGAAAUUGGUACUGGAGCUUCCCCAGCGAUGAAAAGCGAGCCCGUGAGAGUCAGUUGGCCCGGGUGCGCACGGAGGUGGAGAAGACCCGACAGGCCUGCGCCGACGCCCAAGCCUUGAUUACGGAGGCGGGCCUCCGAGGAGAAGCCGAGGAGAGGGAUUCCCUGACGGCCAGAAAAGCCGAACUCCAGGCCGCAGUGGAUUGGGUACGGACUACAGAGGCCCAACGAGGAAAUUCACGCAGUACACUGCAGGCGCAGCUAGCGGGGUUUCGCCAGGAAGCGUUGCAAUGGACGGAUAAUAUCUACAUCCUGGAGGAAUACAUGCGCAAGCUGACUGGAGACCGGGCACUGGUGGAUCUGAUCUUGCAAGAGUCCUACGGAGAAGAGUAUGUGGACGGAGGAUUGGCGGAGAUGGCAGAAUCUGACCAGUAG
Molecule: messenger RNA, 672 nt
Organism: Penicillium olsonii
Lineage: Eukaryota; Fungi; Ascomycota; Eurotiomycetes; Eurotiales; Aspergillaceae
Source: the annotation of a GenBank genome assembly